AUGCCCCGUACUCUGGCAGGCGAGGAUGUCGCAGCGUUGCUCGCUGAAUUGGACGUCGCACAAGCUCCUUCACCGGACGCCAUUCGCCAGGAGAUCAUCAACGACUGGCUCAUCCCGUCCAAGGGAGGCCACAAGGAACUGCACGAGCCGAGUUGGAGGUUGUGAGUCGCGUUCCUGCGCUCCUGUCGUAGGGCCUGCUGGAGCUGAAACGUUCCCCCCGCUUGAAUCGGUCGAGCGCAGAAACUGGAACCGACCGGUCGACGUCCGCUCGCUGUUGCACGUCGAACCGACCCACCCAACGACCUCAUUGACCCUGCUCACCUCGGGUCUCGACGGCCACAUCUCGGGCUACAGAGAGACGACCGUCACCGCUUCGAGUCAAGCCAGGACCGCACUCAAUUCAACCCGCCUCGACAGGAAGCCGGCCAACUACUCCCACGAUGGCUUCGUGCGCGGUAAGAGCACCUACUACCCCUUCCGACCGGGAGGGCUCGGCGAGGUCAUCGGCCUGCAAGAGGCGCAUGAUCUCUCCGAACGGCAAACCGAGAGGUUGGAAAACGCGUUCGAGAAAGGCUCUGGUCAGUUCAGCAACGAUCGGCUAGACUUCCGGCCGAGUGCAAGUCGGGGAGGCCCCUGACCCCGAGCUGAACUCGAACCCCCCUCUCUUCGCAAUCAACUGCGUGUCAGGUGGGAUCAGGACCGUACCACCGGGCUUCACAAGAGGCUUGGACUUUGGAUCGGUCGAUGAAGGUGAAGAGGCGUUGAUGGAAGAGGAGGAACAGGUUGGCAGUCACGUCGAACCCAUCUACCAGCCGAUGCUCAACGUCGAACUGGCCUCAACCAGAGAAAGCGUCAGUUGCUAGCGCCAACCUCGGACUGACAAGCUGCGCAUCAUUGAUUCCGAGCACCCUUUGAAACAGUCUUCGCGGAAAAAGAGUGCGACAGCACCUCAACUAGACCCCGCAAUCGACAAGUUGCUGCCCACCGAGGUCUGUUGGGUCGCGCCAACCUUGUCCAAAGCAAUUCACCAAUUGACAAGACAAUUUCCUAAUACCCGUAGAGUACCCUCAAUGUCACAACCAAGACGACGUCCACAAGACGGAGGCCCGUCAUCGCCAAGCGUGACUGGGCACACGUCGUUGAUGUCAAUCGGGAAAUCGCAAACUUCAGUCAGCUCGUUCCCGACAUGGCACGAGAAGUAAGUCCUGCAUUGGUUGUCCGGUUGGAACUCGACAUCUUAUCAACGCAUUACCCGAUGUAGUACCCUUUCGAGCUCGAUACCUUUCAAAAAGAAGCAAUAUACCACAUGGAACUGGGGGAAUCCGUCUUCGUGGCGGCCCACACGUCCGCAGGCAAGACCGUCGUGGCAGAAUACGCCAUCGCGCUCGCAGUCAAGCACAUGACUCGUGCCAUCUACACCUCGCCCAUCAAGGCCUUGUCGAACCAAAAGUUCCGGGACUUUCAGCGAACGUUCGAACCGAGUCAGGUCGGUAUCUUGACGGGAGAUGUGCAGAUCAAUCCGGAAGCGAGCUGCUUGAUCAUGACGACCGAGAUCCUGAGGAGUAUGCUCUACAAGGUCAGUCACAACGUUCGUUCUUUGGCGGUCUCAAGGGCUAACAGGGCUUCUUAUACUUGACUCGUAGGGGGCGGAUUUGAUUCGAGACGUCGAAUGGGUCAUCUUUGACGAAGUGCACUACGUCAACGAUCUCGAGCGAGGUGUCGUCUGGGAAGAGGUCAUCAUCAUGCUCCCCGACCACGUCAACAUCAUCCUGCUCUCGGCGACCGUACCCAACACCAAGGAGUUCGCAGAUUGGGUCGGUCGAACGAAGAAGAAGGACAUUUACGUCAUCUCGACGCCGAAACGACCGGUCCCGCUCGAGCACUACCUGUACGCUGGGAAAGAGUUGCACAAGAUCGUCGAUUCGAAGGGACAGUUCCUGGGAACUGGGUGAGUGGGACGCGUCCGACCAAAUUUGGCUAUGGUAAGAACCUGCUGACAAGAUCUUCGACCCUCUUGAGCUAUUAGAUACAAGGAGGCGAACGAGUCACUGAAGCGAAAGCAAGAAAAGGACCGAGAGGCCGCCGGUCUGGGACCUCUCACGGCGACAGGCGGUAGAGGAGGAGCCGCGGGUGGGCGAGGCGGCGCUGGCGCGACUGCUCGAGGUGGGGGCCAGAAUCGAGGUGGAGGCAACGUCGCUCGAGCAGUCGCUUCGAGAGCUGCUUCGAACGCUAUGAGGGGUUCUCGGGGAGGGAUGGCGGCAGGACGGAAUGCACAAGGCAGAGGAGACGCCACGCUCUGGAUCCAUCUCAUCGGAUUGCUCAAAAAGAAGGAACUGUUGCCCGUGGUCGUCUUUACGUUCUCGAAGAAGCGGUGCGAAGAGAACGCAGCGAGCAUGCCGAAUACGGAUUUGCUCAACGCCGCGGAGAAGAGCGAGGUGCAUGUCGUCAUUGAGAAGAGUUUGACCCGGUUGAAGGGUAAGUCAAGUGUGGUGUUGGGUCACGACGAUCGAGAUCACUGAGUACGUAUGACCCUUUUCAGGCUCGGACAAGAUGUUGCCUCAGAUCCUGAAUAUGCGGCAACUUCUUGGACGGGGCGUCGGUGUGCACCAUGGUGGUCUCCUUCCUAUCGUCAAAGAGGUGAGCCUGUAAUGCUCGUAACCAUCCUGACAGAUCCGAGACUGAGACCUAUCGUAUUGUAUGGUAGAUCGUGGAGCUGCUGUUCGCCAGGGGUUUGGUCAAAGUGCUAUUCGCUACCGAGACAUUCGCAAUGGUAAGUAGUAGAGAUUUGGAGCCUUCCGUUCCCAUAAACCCAGGCUGACGAGUACAUGUGUGACAGGGCGUCAACAUGCCGGCCAAAUGCGUCGUCUUCGCGAAUAUCCGCAAACAUGAUGGCCGCUCGUUCCGAGAUCUGCUCCCCGGCGAAUAUACGCAAAUGUCGGGUCGAGCGGGACGUCGAGGACUGGACAAGACGGGAACGGUGAUCAUCGUCGCCGAUUCCGACGUACCCGAGACGACGACCUUGACGCACAUGCUCCUCGGCCAACCGACGAAAUUGCAGAGUCAAUUCCGCUUGACCUACUCGAUGAUCCUGAACCUCUUGCGGGUCGAGGCACUGAGGGUCGAAGAGAUGAUCAAACGCAGUUUCUCGGAGAAUGCUUCGCAGAGGCUGCUGCCUGAACACGAGAAGAAGGUGGUCGAGGGCAUGAACGAGUUGAAAGCGCUGAAGAAACUGCCCGCGGGGCCGGAAACCGAAGAACUGUCACGGUUCUAUGAUCUGGAGGCACGGCUGGUUGAGCUCAAUACGGCCGUCCUGGAGGGCGUGCUUUCCCACCCUCAGUCGGCAAAGGUCUUAUCAGCUGGUCGCAUCGUGAUUCUCACGGAUGGCGUGAGUCUUCGUUCACUCCUGCCCUCGCCGUGAAGGCAUGUGCUGAACCGGUGUUCUCCGUUUCCGCAGCACUUCCGGGACAGCCCAGCAGUCAUUCUCAAACAAGCUCCCUUGGCAACUCUACCGUCCGGGGUCAUCGAUCCCACGAAGCAGUUCUUCGUUCUCGCCUUCGUGCCCCCCGAAAUAAAGGCUGGUCACAACGACCUUGCCGCAGACGCCGUCCCACCACGGUGGCCGCCCCGGCCGAACGCUGCAAGCACCGAGCAAGAACUGACUUACGAGCUGGCUAUCGUACCCAUCACUUCCAUCUCGCUUGUGACGGCAUCGACGAUGAAGGUAAGUGUCGUCGAACGUGCUGGGAAAGCAGCAACUCCUGGAAGGAGACUGACCCCUCCAAUACCUAACCAGGUCGAUGUGGACGGUAUUGCCGAGCGACAUCGUAGAACGCCUAUGGAGGCUGCUCUUGCCCAGUGGAAUGUGAUGGCCAACACGCCCGACCUCUUGCGGGAAUCCGACUGGUCCAAGAUCCGCGGCCUCGAGUUCAGGACAGCGUUGACCGAACGUGACGAACGAGCCAAAGAGCUCAAUUUCUUUGACACCACGAGUCCCGACUUUGAUGAAAAUGUAGGUCAACAGAUUCGUUCAUUGAAUGUCUUGAUCCCAAGCUGAAUGGGCCAUUCAUUUGGCGCAGUAUCGACUACUUCAUGUGGAGCGAACUCUGCAAGACAAGAUUGCGACAUUGCGCAUGGCCCUAAGCGAGCAAAACUUGGAGCUCCUGCCCGACUACGAGCAGCGCAUCGCUGUGCUCAAGGAGCUACAAUUCAUCGACGAGAAUUCGACCGUGCUCAUCAAAGGUCGCGUCGGCUGCGAGAUCAAUUCGGCCAACGAGUUGGUCUUGACCGAACUCAUCCUCGACAACACCUUCGCCACGUUUGAGCCCGAGGAAGUCGUCGCUUUACUUUCGUGCUUCAUUUUCCAAGAAAAGACUGACGUUGAGCCGCUACUCACACCCAAACUUGAAGAGGUGCGCUAACAUGAUUCUUUUUGAUUCGCGAUUCCCUUCCAACACCGAGCUGACAAUCGAGGGCCUCAAAAUUGUGCAGGGCAAAGCGACGAUCGUCGAAAUCGCGGACCGGGUUGAAGCAGUGCAAAGCCGCCAUCGCGCCAACUUUGCCGACGACGGCCAAUUCGGCAACGGAGGACUCAAGUUUGGUCUCGUGGAAGUCGUUUACGAAUGGGCGAAAGGCAUGGUCAGUUUCUGCAGUUCGAUCGCCUUCCGCCCCCACAUCACCCCCACGUGAACGUGCUGACCGAUCCCGCGCGCUGUGCAUUUUUGGAAAAUCGCAGGCGUUCAGCCAAAUCACGGCGUUGACAGAUGUGCAAGAAGGAACGAUCGUUCGUGCCAUCACCCGACUCGAUGAAACGUGCCGCGAAGUGCGUGAUGCCGCACGCAUCGUCGGCAACUCGGACUUGUUCACUAAGAUGGAGCAGUGCCAGCUCAAGAUUCGGCGCGACAUCGUGUUCUGUGCUAGUCUGUACUUCUGA
Messenger RNA from Microbotryum saponariae, 4930 nucleotides. NCBI's taxonomy places the organism in Eukaryota, Fungi, Basidiomycota, Microbotryomycetes, Microbotryales, Microbotryaceae. The record is from the annotation of a GenBank genome assembly.